AUGGGUUACAAAAGGUUUUUAGUCAUAGUACUAGGGCUGCUCUAUGUGAUGAAUGCUAUAUGGGGCUCUUACGCUCAUGAUCAUCAAGAUUGGGAAAUGAACAAAUACGAGCUUGCGGGGACCAGAGAAAUCGGUGUGCCUGCUCGUAAUGAACUUCUCAACGUUUUCAGCGCUGCUAGCACAAGGAAAAUGGGCCUUGGCGGAAGGAAAAUGGCAGCUCGGAAAGUGUUGAGGAGAGAAAUUGAGAAAGAGCAAGUCCUUCACGGAGGAGCUUCAGAAGAUAAUUCAGGUGCAAACUACUCUAAUGUCAAAUGUGACUUUCAAGUAAAGGGAUCAGAUUUUAAUGUAAGAUGUAAACAUGGAGACAAGAGGAAAUCUCCUAAAAUGAUCAAAGGGCCUGGUUUUGUUGCUUUUGGAAAGGAGAAUAAAGCCUUACACAAGUCUAUUGGAGGAUCACAAGAUCAAUUGAAUAAUCAGCUGAAGGAUAUGAACAACUUGGAGAGAAAGACAUUGUCUGUCAGAUUGGGAACUCCAAGGACUGAGACAGUCCAUCUCCCAAAGUCCAACUCCAAGGAUUCCAAAGCAUUGCCAACCAAAACCAGCUUGGAAAGUCCUUCCAGGGCUGACAUUGAUCAGGAACAUCAAGGCAGCGCUACUGAUCCAAAAGAUGGAACGCAAAGGCUUAUUGAUGCAACUAGAGAAAUUGUGAACCUAAUGCACAAAGAUUACAGCACACAUGAUAGGCCUCGCCGCAAUCCACCGAUCCAUAAUAAAGUGCCCAUUCACUGA
This is a messenger RNA of Dovyalis caffra, 789 nucleotides long. The record is from the annotation of a GenBank genome assembly. NCBI's taxonomy places the organism in Eukaryota, Viridiplantae, Streptophyta, Magnoliopsida, Malpighiales, Salicaceae.